Messenger RNA from Quercus lobata, 1110 nucleotides. RefSeq lists its product as uncharacterized. Lineage: Eukaryota; Viridiplantae; Streptophyta; Magnoliopsida; Fagales; Fagaceae. The record is from RefSeq and is a predicted model, not a curated record. The transcript has a single exon. Bases 1 to 1110 code for a protein of 369 amino acids.
AUGGCAGAAAUGCUCCUGAAGGCACAGAAAUACAUGAAUGCUGAAGACGCUUUAGCGGCCAUAAAGGAUACCGAGAAGCCAGGCGACAAGGCAAGGAGGGAAGACGAUCGUAGGGGGCAGAAGAGAGAUCGACCAGAUCGUCGGAACAACGACGGGAAUAAGAGGAAAGAUGAUAAAAAUCCUCGGACGGUAAGAUUUACUCCUCUAGUCAUGCCUGUUGACAAGAUUUUCACGCAGAUCAAGGACGAGCAUUAUCUUAAAUGGCCCAGACCAUUGCACUCAUCCCCUAAUGUCCGCGACAAGAACAAGUACUGCCGGUUCCACAAGGAUCACGACCACAACACCGAAGAUUGCAGGGACCUGAAGGAGCAGAUAAAGGAGUUAAUACGGAAAGGAAAGUUACAGAAAUACGUGAAGAAAGGAGAAUAUAGCAAGUCCAGAAAUGACGACAAAACCCAGCACGAAUCGUUCUCCCGGGAUGACGAUCGUCCAUCCCAUCCUCCAAACAAAGUGAUCGAGGAGACCAACACGAUCACAGGAGGGCCGUUCUCAGGAGGGUCGUUUAAGUCACUCAAAAAGGCAUACCAGAGACAAGUUAACAGCGUCCACACCGUACCCCCGUCCAAGCACCAACGAACAUACGAAGACAUGUCUUUCAAUGAGGGAGAUGCCAUAGGAGUAAAGCAACCCCACAACGAUCCCUUGGUCAUAAUGUUAAAUAUAGAAGGGUUCAAUACCAAAAGGAUCCUCGUCGAUAAUGACAGCUCUGCGGACAUCAUCUACCUCCCAGCCUUCCAGCAGCUGAGACUAGAUCCAAAAAGACUGCGCCCUUUUGACUCUCCACUCGUCAGCUUCAGUGGAGACAGGGUCUACCCCCGGGGUAUAGUGACAUUAACGGUGACGGCGAGGACCUACCCAGUGCAGUUGACUCGGCAAGUAGAUUUCCUAGUGGUGGAUUGUCCCUCAUCCUACAAUGUCAUCGUUGGAAGACCCACUCUCAAUAAAUGGAAGGCCGCAACGUCAACUUAUUGUUUGAAGGUAAAGUUCCCAACAGAUAAUGGUGUCGGUGAAGUGAAAGGAGAUCAAGUCCUGGCAAGACAAUGCUACUAA